UCGAUGCUAUGCGUUGGGUGGUUCUGAGGUCGCGUCUCUGUCACCAACGGGGACACGUUUGCGUACGUGGUGGACUCCGACUCCUCCAACCUUAUCCCUCCCCAUCUUAUUCAAUCUCAUCACACUCUCUCGUGAUCUUUGGGGGUGUGUUUUCUGGCAGAGCAAGAGACAGGAAGACCUGCCGGUUGGUCCAUCGAUCGAUUGACAGCAGCGCCACCGGAGCCGGAGAGCAGGAGGUGUAAAGGAAGAACAGGAGCUGGAGGAGGAGGAUGUCUUCUUUGGUGAUCUCCAACGUGGGGCUGAAGGACCACGUUAGUCUUCCCGCCUACCUCCAUGCAGAGGAGGAGAAGGAGCAGACUCUGGUGGAGGUGGUGAGGAAGAGGACCUUAUUCUGCCUGGAAGAGGAGGAGGAGGAGGAGGACUCCUCGGAGAGCUCUUCCAUCGGGGCUGCGUCGUCCUCUUCCUCGGACAAGGAAGGUGAAGGAGUUGGGGAGGGAGAGGAGGUGGAGAGCAAGAAAGGCGAAGGGGCUUUCGGUUCCUUGGAUACCCUGGAAGAGUCUCUUCCCAUCAAGGGAGGGCUGUCAAAUUUCUUCUCAGGGAAAUCCAAAUCAUUUGCGAGCUUAUCGGACGCAGCAGCCAACGCAAAUGCCAACGAGCUCGCCAAGCCGGAAAACCCCUUCAACAAGCGCAGGAGAAUUCUCAUGGCGUACAAGGCAAGAAGAGCUUCCUACGGAUCGCUCAUCUCUGCAUCCACGUAUCUGCCAUCGCUCCCCUCAUCAGACCACACCGUCCCUGAAGGCGACGAAGAGGAGGGAGAGAGAUGCGGUGGAGACCUGCUCUCGGUGCCUCCCCUCCCCAGUCACGGCAAUGCUUUCGGAUCAUCACCUAGGUGCUUUUCCCUUUCCGAUCUCCGACAUGUUUGACCAGUAGUACAUGUAUGCAAUGAGCAUCAAGCCGACGGUGAAGAUAAUAAUUAUAUGAUCGAACGCAAUCUAACCAAAGUUUAGCUGUAAGACAAUGGGAGGCACGAGUGAUAUAUCUUCUUCUUCUUCUUCUCGUGUUAUGGUCACUGUGUAAAGAGUUAUGAUAAGAGAUAAGGUUUAGAGGUCAUGAGGGACCACAGCAAUGUGCAUGGCGUGGUGGUCUUAUCCUUUCCCACCUUACCAGCUAAGAGAUAUGCCUGCUUCGUA
Molecule: messenger RNA, 1190 nt
Organism: Musa acuminata AAA Group (dessert banana)
Lineage: Eukaryota; Viridiplantae; Streptophyta; Magnoliopsida; Zingiberales; Musaceae
Product: protein OXIDATIVE STRESS 3 LIKE 4
Exons: 2
Coding region: 270-923 (217 amino acids)
Source: RefSeq, a predicted model, not a curated record